CUCGGGUGUCCCGUGUUUUGUGCUCCGCCGCAUCAUUUCCGUGCUGUGUGCGGCUGUUGCUGUGUCAUGGCGGAGGCCGGAUGUUACCGGCUGCGCUGCUCUGUCCCCGGGCACGAACUGGAUGUCCGUGGGGUGGUCCAAUGCCCCCUGUGGCCGGGUGAGGGCUUCGUGUCCGUGUCACGUGACAGGAGCGCGCGCCUGUGGGUGCCGGACAGUCCCAGCACAGGUUUCAUUGAACUGAAUCGUAUGAAGGGGCACUCCAAUUUUGUCUCUUGUGUCUGCUAUAUCCCACCAAGUGAUACCUACCCACGAGGACUGAUAGCCACCGGUGGAAAUGACCAUAACAUCUGUGUGUUCAGCUUUGAUAGUCCAAACCCUCUGUAUGUUCUGAAAGGCCACAAGAACACAGUAUGUAGUCUGUCUUCUGGAAAGUUUGGCACCUUGCUAAGUGGAUCAUGGGAUACAACUGGAAAAGUGUGGCUGAAUGAGAAGUGCAUGAUGACCUUACAGGGUCACACUGCUGCUGUUUGGGCUGUGAAAAUUCUGCCUGAGCAGGGUUUGAUGCUGACUGGAUCAGCUGACAAGUCUAUCAAGCUGUGGAAGGCAGGGCGGUGUGAGAGGAGCUUUUUAGGGCAUGAAGACUGUGUUCGCGGGCUGGCAACAUUGAAUGAGGCUGAAUUUCUUUCUUGCUCCAAUGAUGCCAGUAUAAGGAGAUGGCUUAUUACUGGAGAGUGCCUACAGAUCUACUAUGGCCACACCAAUUAUAUCUAUAGCAUAUGUCUCUUUCCAAAUUCUCAAGAUUUUGUGACCACUGGAGAGGACAGAUCAAUGCGGAUCUGGAGAAAAGGAGAGUGCACACAGACAGUACGAUUACCUGCCCAGUCUGUGUGGUGCUGCUGUGUCUUGGAAAAUGGAGACAUUGUUGUGGGAUCAAGUGAUGGUAUUAUCCGAGUGUUUACGGAGUCCCAGGAUCGUACAGCCACUGCUGAAGAAAUCCAGGCAUUUGAAGAUGAGCUUUCCCAAGCUGUUAUUGAUCCAAAAACUGGGGACCUGGGAGACAUGAAAAUAGAGGAUCUUCCUGGAAAGGAGCAUCUCAGUGAACCUGGUACGAAAGAAGGACAAACUCGUCUUGUGAAAGAAGAUGGCAAAGUUGAAGCAUACCAGUGGAGUGUUAGUGAAAUGCGCUGGAUGAAGAUUGGAGAUGUGGUUGGCUCUUCUGGCGCUACUCAGCAAACAUCUGGAAGAGUUCUAUUUGAAGGAAAAGAGUAUGACUAUGUAUUUACAAUUGAUGUGAAUGAAAGUGGGCCUUCCUUCAAACUGCCAUAUAAUAUUACAGAAGAUCCAUGGCUUGUAGCACACAAUUUCCUAGAGAAGAAUGAUCUGAAUCCCAUGUUCUUGGAUCAAGUAGCUAAGUUCAUUAUUGACAACACUGGUGGACAGAUUAUACCUGCUACAAAUUCUGGCUUUGCUGACCCAUUUACUGGUGGAGGCCGAUACAUACCUGGAAGUUCCUCUGCUGUUCCUUCUGGUGCAGAUCCGUUCACAGGUGGCAGCCGAUAUAUGCCUGGUUCAUCUUCAAAUCAUACUGCAGGGGCAGGCGAUCCAUUUACAGGGAGUAAUGCCUACAGAACAGCUGCUGCACAAAUUCCUAACAUAUACUUUCCUAAGAAGGAGCCUCUCACAUUUGAUCAAGCAAACCCAGCACAGAUUUUAGGUAAAAUUAAAGAACUGAAUGAAUUUGCUCCUGAAGAAAACCGGUUGCCUGAGGAUGACUUAAUCCGACUCGACAAACUGCUGUCCUUAGUUGUUAAUACCUCAAGAGAAACAGUCACCGCUCAACAAGUAGACACUUUGUGGAGGGCAGUCAAAUGGCCUGAAGAUAUUGUUUUCCCUGCCUUAGAUAUUCUUCGUCUGGCUAUCAAAAAUCCUACGGUCAACGAAAUGUUCUGCAACGAAAGAGAAGGAAGCGCAUUUACCAACUACCUCUUCCGAGUAAUGCGGCCCGGUGGCAAACAAGCCAACCAACUGCUUGCUCUUCGGACAUUAUGCAAUUGCUUCUCAUCUGAAACAGGUGCAAAGCUCAUGAUGUUACAUAGAGACACUGUAAUAACAAAAUCCAUCGAAGUGAAAUCUGUUUCCAAUAAGAAUGUCCACACUGCUCUGGCCACGCUGAUCCUCAACUAUGCCACCUGUUUACAUAGAUUAAGUGAUUUAGAAGGAAAAGCCCAAUGCCUGUCAGCGAUCAGUACCGUUCUGGAAGUUGUGCAAGACCUUGAAGCUGCUUUUAGACUUCUUGUGGCCCUUGGGACACUGAUCAGUGAGGAUUCCAAUGCCAUGCAGUUAGCCAAGUCGCUGGGAGUUGACUCUCAGAUUAAGAAAUACAUGUCUGUCAAAGAACCAGCCAAAGUGAAUGAGUGCUGCAGGCUGCUUUUAAAUGCUCUCUAACUUUCCCCCUUUUCCACCAAUUGGGAAAAAAGUAUAUAUUCCUGCAGCAGUUUUGUUUUUCUACAUAACAUACCAUGAAUACACUGAAUGCUGUGGAUUGAAUGCUGAAAGUUUCUUGUCUUUAAAAUAUAAAUUGAUUUAAAUACAUUUUUGCACUGAAUUUGUCAGCUGUGGGGUUUAUUUAAUACAACAUUUUCAUCUUUCACAUUGAGAAAGCAAAUACAUUUUUUUUCUCAUGCUUGAAUUGCAUUGCAGAACAUUAAAAGAGGUCACUAAAAAACAGGACAUGUUUGUACAUUUGGGUCAGUACUUAUUUGUCAAGCAAAUAGAUGUUGAUAUGUACUAGUUUUUUUUAAUGAACUGGUGCCAGAAAGUUAAACAGAUUUGUAAAUGACUUCUAUUAAAAAAUCUUAAUC
This is a messenger RNA of Hyla sarda, 2861 nucleotides long. RefSeq names its product phospholipase A2 activating protein (gene PLAA). NCBI's taxonomy places the organism in Eukaryota, Metazoa, Chordata, Amphibia, Anura, Hylidae. The transcript is spliced from 14 exons. The record is from RefSeq and is a predicted model, not a curated record. Gene Ontology annotation, molecular function: ubiquitin binding. The coding region runs from base 67 to 2445 and encodes 792 amino acids. Gene Ontology annotation, biological process: proteasome-mediated ubiquitin-dependent protein catabolic process; ubiquitin recycling. Gene Ontology annotation, cellular component: nucleus; cytoplasm.